Molecule: messenger RNA, 324 nt
Organism: Postia placenta MAD-698-R-SB12
Lineage: Eukaryota; Fungi; Basidiomycota; Agaricomycetes; Polyporales; Adustoporiaceae
Exons: 3
Source: RefSeq, a predicted model, not a curated record
GACGCGGACGUGCGUGCACUUCGCGGCGAGCUCAGUAAGGCGGAGGCGGCGCUCAAGCGCAGCAAGUCAAAGGACUACUUCAAAAUCCUUGUAUGGCAUCUGACAGAGUGCACUGAGCACGAAGUCAAAAAGGCGUACCGGAGAGAAAUUUUAAAGCAUUAUCCACACAAGAAGUUCAAACUCAUAGUCGAGGCACACUCUGUCCUGUACGACCCAGCGCGGAGAGAACAAUACGACAUGGACGAGGAUGAGGACGGCAUGGGGCCAGGCAUGGGUGGUAUGGGCGUCAUGAGCCCGAUGGACCUCUCCGAACUCUUCGUGUAA